UUUUAAUUUAUUAAUUCAUAAUUUAAUUGUAUUGUGUCAUUUAUAAAAGUUUGAUCAUUAUUUACAUUAACUAAACAAAGGUAUUAAUAUUCAUUGAUAAAAUGCUUAUGAAUUUAGAAUACCAAACAAAACAAAAGCAAUUUAACAAACAUAAUCAUAGUAAUAAUAGUCAUGAUGGUAUACACAAUGAAGGAACAGAUCGGAAACGUUUUUAUAUCAAGGUUCUUAUUGUAUUUCUUUCUCAAGUAUUUCUAUUGAAUUUAGUAUUCUACAUCUUUGAUUAUAUACCAAUAUUAAAUCAAUGGAUUGGACAACAUAUAUGGUCAAUGUAUUUGUUAUGUUUACUGAAUGGUUAUAAUGCAGUGAUUCUUUUAAAAGUUCCAACUAUUGAACGAUUCUUCCCUCUUAAUGUAAUUAUUCUGAGUAUUUUUACAAUCUUCCAUUCAUCCAUUGUGGUCACUAUUACAUAUCAAAAUGCUACAGUUGAUGAUGCUAUUUCAUUUAUCAUUGUUUUGCUAACAUCAACAAUUCUAUUCAUCAUUACAACAAAAUAUUCCUAUGAUAUAACAGUCUUUUUCUAUCAAUAUUUCUAUGUAUUUAUAGUAGCACUGAUAGUUUUACCUAUUUUUACUUUAAUAUUUACUUUCAUUGGAUUUGAAAUGCUAACGAGUAAAUUGUUCAUGGUAUUCACUUUUAUACACUUUCAAUUUUUCACAAUCAUCACAGCUCAAACACUUCAAGGUGGUCAUGAUGUUGAAGUAGAAAUAGAAGAUUAUGUUCUAGGAUCAAUGCAAAUGUUCAUUGUAAUUUUAUGUUCAUCAUUAUCAUUAUCAACAUUAUUUGAAAGAAAUUUCAUUGAAGAAUAUGAUUUGUUUAAAACAAUAUUUUUAAUAUUCAAUAUUCCAUUAGUAUAUUUUUCUAUAUUGGUUAAUGAAACUAAUCUCAAAAGUAAACUAAACAAUCAUAUGGAUAAAACUACUCAUUAACAUGAUACAUUACAGUAUGAAAUCAUUAAAUGGAAAAGUAGUUUUUAUGAUUUCAUUUACUAAUAAAUCCUUUCCAAUUAUUA
This is a messenger RNA of Schistosoma margrebowiei, 1069 nucleotides long. The record is from the annotation of a GenBank genome assembly. NCBI's taxonomy places the organism in Eukaryota, Metazoa, Platyhelminthes, Trematoda, Strigeidida, Schistosomatidae.